UUAAAAUUAUAAAAAAUUAACUAAAAUUAAGUAAAUAAUAAUAUUUAUAGAAUUAAGUGUUAAUUAAAAGAAUUAUAAAGGAAAAUAAAAUUUGGAGGCCAAAAAGUGUUUUUUUUUGUCAAGUGAUUCUGCAGGAAUUUUUCUAUUGUAAGGUGUUUGUUGUAAAAGGAAGAAGCAGAAGAAGAGAUAGAGUAGAAAAUACGUAAACUGUUUUCGUGUGAAUAAUUAUUUUAAUAACAAAAUAUAUAUGUGAUGCUAAAAAGUGUUAUUUUAAACGUUUUGUAAAUGUUUGCCAUAAUGGAGAAUAGAAAACGUCCUCGUUUAGAGUUGUUGAAUACAAAUAAUCAUCAGGCAAAUGAAACACUACAGGGAGUGGCUUCAACAACAACACAAAUGGGUACAGCCACCUUAGCUACCAUAGGGGGACAAAGUUUCAUUUUAAGUAAUUCCACUUCAAAUGCGCUUCCCGCCAACAUUUUACUAUCGAUAUGUGAUGAUAAUUCCGAUGAAUCAGAAGAAUAUGUUUUAGAUCAUUCGGUGCUGGCACAAAUCAAACAGGAGCAAACGGUAGCCACACAAACAAACUGUCAGCAAAUCCAACAACCAACUUUGGUUACCACGAUGCCUCAGUUUCGUAUUGUUAAUCAACAGGCGGGUAAAACUUUAAAUACUCCCUCUACAUUGAAUAACAGUAACUCUGGCAAUUCAUCCUCCUCGUUAGUAACAAAUAGUGUACAUUUGCCACCAGGCUGUGAAAUUUAUGUUAUCAAAGAAGUUAUUGAUACUCCCAAACAAAUAAUGGCUGAAUCUUCCCCCAAUAACAGCAAUAAUAACACAACUAGUCCCAAAACUCUAAUGGCCGGCAAUCAAACUACUAUUAAACUAGAACCUAUGUCACCCUUGCCAUUAUUACGCCAAGGUCUUAACAAUCAGAAUCUAACACUAACUAACAACCACAACAGUACUACUACGCCCAUUACUAACUCCUCUUCGACUAGCUCGAAUCUAACAACUUCUUGUGCUGCGGAUGAUACCGCCAAACGUAGUUUAAUUUUAGAGGCCUAUAAAAAACGUGAUGAUAAACGUCGUGCCACCCAUAAUGAAGUGGAACGUAGAAGACGUGAUAAAAUUAAUAGUUGGAUAUUUAAACUUAAGGAAAUGUUACCCUCGGAAGUAACACCGGCAAAUAAAGAUAAUUUCAAUGCAACAAAUCAAAAUACUGGCUCCACUACACGUUUAUUGGUACAACAGCCAACGGCUUGUACUACUAGUGCCAACAACACUACCACCACAACACGCACACCGCCUAGUGACUCCAAAUCACAAAUUUUAAUAAAGGCCUGCGAGUACAUUAAAUCAAUGCAGGAGGAAAUUAAAAGCCUCCGGGAGUGCCUUACGGAAAAUGAAAAUUUACGUUUGAGCAAUCAACGUUUACAAGAUGAAAUUAAUAAUUUGCGUGCAAAACAAAAACUACAACUCAAUAAUAACAAUAUAUUAUUAAGCACAACAACAAACACCACCAAUAAUUCUAAUAAUAACAACAACAAUCACAAUAGUGAUAAUAGCGAUGAUUGUGAAUUAACUUUAAAUUCUUUAAAUACCACUUAUGCAAAUGUACAGCUAUUUGCUCCCUCGGCAAUAACAACAAAUCAUCAUCAUUUAACAGGUCUAGUAGGUUUAACCACAAAUUCCAAUAAUAAUAAUAAUAAUACAUCGUCUUCGUCGAAUGGAGUUAAUGUAACAUAUGCCAAACGUGAAUUAAUUAUAACCGAUUAUGUUGAUUAGUUUUUUAUGGAUUAUGAGAAUGAUGAUAAACAAAUUUUAGACAAAAAUAAUGAGUAGUUAUAAUUUUUUUCGAAUUUUUUGUUAUUAGUAGUUGAAAAAAGAAUUUAUAUACCUCUUUAAAAUUAUUAAAAUAUA
Lucilia cuprina (Australian sheep blowfly) is the source of this 1920-nucleotide messenger RNA. RefSeq names its product type-2 histone deacetylase 2 (gene Usf). The coding region runs from base 286 to 1785 and encodes 499 amino acids. Gene Ontology annotation, molecular function: DNA-binding transcription factor activity, RNA polymerase II-specific; RNA polymerase II cis-regulatory region sequence-specific DNA binding; protein dimerization activity. The transcript is spliced from 3 exons. NCBI's taxonomy places the organism in Eukaryota, Metazoa, Arthropoda, Insecta, Diptera, Calliphoridae. The record is from RefSeq and is a predicted model, not a curated record. Gene Ontology annotation, biological process: regulation of transcription by RNA polymerase II.